AUGGCCGCGGAGUCACCAGAAUUUACAAAAAUUUUGGCAGAAUGGCUGCCGAUGACAGGGAAUUGGAGUGUUUGCUGGCGGGCGACAAGAGACGGGAGUUCAAAAGUCCCGACAUUGACAGUUGUAAAAGUUGUAAAAAAUGGCAAGAGUCUUAUCUUUGGAGGAUUCGCGACAACUACAUGGGCAGGUUACGAAGGCUCACGGGCUGCUCCAGGCUCCUUUUUAUUUUCAUUUCACAAUAACGAUGACCUCGCGCCUUUCAAGUCGUUUCUGAAAAAUCCGAAUACGGCAACAGCGAUUGAAUCAAACAAGGACUCCGGGCCUAAAUUUGGGAUUGGACCUGAUCUUAGCAUUUUUGACAAAACUAUUACUCAAAAAACAUACGGCAGUUACGCAAAUCUAGGUAUUUCGUAUCAAGCUCCGCCUGGAUAUAGCUUUGGUGAAAGGAAAACACAAUCCCUCCUUGCUGGCAGUCUAGCUUUUACUCCAGCAGAGGUGGAAGUGUUAUAUUUAAACUGA
Molecule: messenger RNA, 519 nt
Organism: Dendronephthya gigantea
Lineage: Eukaryota; Metazoa; Cnidaria; Anthozoa; Malacalcyonacea; Nephtheidae
Exons: 1
Coding region: 1-519 (172 amino acids)
Source: RefSeq, a predicted model, not a curated record